GGAAAUCACCACAUGAAUUUAUCCUACAAAAUUUAUCGAUCGUUGUUGGAACAUUUGGUAUAGUGAAACGUUAUUUUACAUAAUUAUCUGAUAAUAACAACAUCUAAAACUCAAAUUGAAGUUGCCGUUCCGACGGCUAAGUCAAAUGAAAAGUCAUUGCUUGGGAAUCUUUUCCGGGACGGACACAUUCCGGAAGUCUCUCGUUGAAACCAAAUUGGGGACGCCACCUUCAUCAAACAAUCCUAAAGAUGACGGACCGCUACAACAUCCACAGCCAGCUGGAGCACCUCCAGUCCAAGUACAUCGGCACCGGCCACGCCGACACCAGCAAGUGGGAAUGGCUGGUGAACCAGCACCGAGACUCGCACUGCUCGUACAUGGGCCACUUCGACCUGCUCAACUACUUCUCCGUGGCCGAGAACGAGAGCAAAGCCCGGGUCCGCUUCAACCUGAUGGAGAAGAUGCUCCAGCCGUGUGGACCCCCGGCAGACAAGCCGGACGAAUCCUAGAUUUGGACCUGCGGCACCAUUUUGUGGACAACUUUUUUUUUUUUUUUUAACAUGUACAGAAGACACCUGGACUAUUUUUGAAUGGGGGAUGUAUUUUGUUACUUUAGUAUCAUUAGUUGAAGCUAUAAAGGACGUUUGUUGGUGUAAUUAAAGCUUUCUUUUCGCUAC
Syngnathoides biaculeatus (alligator pipefish) is the source of this 677-nucleotide messenger RNA. It is a transcript of the gene sf3b5, whose product is annotated as splicing factor 3b, subunit 5. Gene Ontology annotation, biological process: mRNA splicing, via spliceosome. Gene Ontology annotation, cellular component: precatalytic spliceosome; U2 snRNP. The record is from RefSeq and is a predicted model, not a curated record. Bases 249 to 509 code for a protein of 86 amino acids. The transcript has 2 exons. NCBI's taxonomy places the organism in Eukaryota, Metazoa, Chordata, Actinopteri, Syngnathiformes, Syngnathidae.